Haliotis rubra (blacklip abalone) is the source of this 2269-nucleotide messenger RNA. Its product is annotated as magnesium transporter NIPA2-like. The record is from RefSeq and is a predicted model, not a curated record. The coding region runs from base 190 to 1419 and encodes 409 amino acids. Lineage: Eukaryota; Metazoa; Mollusca; Gastropoda; Lepetellida; Haliotidae. Gene Ontology annotation, molecular function: magnesium ion transmembrane transporter activity. Gene Ontology annotation, cellular component: membrane. The transcript is spliced from 7 exons. Gene Ontology annotation, biological process: magnesium ion transport.
UUAAUGGCUGACACCAGGAAUAUGGCUAGGUCACAAGGGGGGUGAUUAGAUAAGUACCCAACGUAAAGGAAUUUGUGGUGGACUGUGAUAUUAUUCCUGUACAAGGUGUUUACAGUUUUGCAAGGAGUCCUUGUAACAUGGAGAGAGAGUUCUAAUGUUGUUAUCACUGGUUAUAAGAUCUGAGAAGUUAUGGUCAUUGUAGAGGGAAUGUACGGCAGCCCUGCUGGGGAAAUCUCAUAUGGCAUAAAGAAGGUAUUUGAGGAAUCCAUGCUAUUGCAUGGCAGCACACUAAGUCCUGAUCUCAACACAACGGUCAACACAACAGGCAACAUGACGAGUGAUAGUCAGCAGAAGCAGCAGGAUAUGAGGGACUUCUACAUCGGCCUGUCCCUCGCUAUCAGCUCAAGCAUUUUCAUCGGCAGCAGUUUCAUCUUCAAGAAACUUGGCCUGCUCCGUCUCGCCAAACAGCAGUCCACAAGAGCAGGCCAAGGCGGGUAUGGUUACCUCAAAGAAUGGAUGUGGUGGGCAGGCAUGAUCCUCAUGAUUGUUGGGGAAUUUGCCAACUUUGCUGCCUAUGCCUUUGCUCCGGCCACGCUGGUAACUCCUCUGGGAGCCUUAAGUGUACUUAUAAGCGUUGUGCUGGCAUCGCGGGUGUUGAAGGAGCACCUGAACCUGCUGGGGAAGGUCGGGUGUCUGCUAUGUAUCCUCGGCUCCACUGUCAUGGUCAUACACUCCCCCAAGGAGCAGGAGGUCGGCAGCAUGGAGGCACUCAAGACGAAACUCGUCGAACCAAUGUUCAUCGUUUUUGGUAUCCUCGUAAUAGCGGCAGCUAUAAUUGGGAUAUUCUACUUCGUCCCUCGCUACGGCAACAAGAAUCCUCUGGUAUACAUCACCAUCUGUUCCGUCCUGGGGUCUUUCACCGUCAUGGGUUGCAAAGGAGUGGGUGUAGCAAUCAAGGAAACGUUCCGCGGCAGGAACGAGUUCACAAACUACCUGACAUACGUGCUCCUGGCAGUGGUGGUCGUUUGCAUACUUAUCCAGCUCAACUAUCUCAAUCGUGCUCUGGACACUUUCAACACGGCGGUUGUUACGCCGAUCUACUAUGUGUUUUUCACGUCUGCUGUGAUAGCCGCAUCGCUCAUCCUCUACAAAGAGUUUGGCAACAUGAAGGUGAAGGCAAUUGUGGGAAAUAUGUGCGGCUUCUUGACGAUUAUAUCAGGAAUAUUCCUACUUAAUGCCUUCAAGGACCAGAAUAUUAGUAUAUCAACACUAGCCAGUGCGCGGAAAGAGGCAGUGUCCAGUUCUAAUGGAGAACUCAGGAGUGUGACCACUUACGAUAAUUUUAAUGGUGAUCAAGAGAGUCUGCUGACGGGUGGUCAGAAUGAUGAACAGCUGCUGUCAGAAUAUCACCAUCAAUGAUGUGGAUCUCUUACUGAAAGUACAUUAGGAAGAGUGUGAUGAACGUGGGGGGGGGGAAGACAAUUACAGGAGUAUGGUCUGACAAAUGCCAGUAUUCCUCAAACAAUAUUCCAGGUGAAGACGUCUAAAUAAUCACAUAGAGCAACUAAGUUACUCUUUUGUAUUUGACUAAGACUAUAUUUUGUGUAUAGAUACAUAGACAUUAUUUUUGCUUGGAGAAUAUUUACUAUUGGAAUCACAUGUCACUGCGAUACAUACUUUGAAGGAUGUUCCUCAUGGUCUUUGUGUAGUGGUCACUGGUAGGGUGUUCGGUCACUGGUAGGGUGUUCGGUCACUGGUAGGGUGUCCAGACAGGGUUUUUUAUAAUUGUGUUCGGUCACUGGCUGGGUGUCCAGACAGUGGUCUAUGAAUGGUGUUCGGUCACUGGUACAGUGUCCAGACAAUGGUCUUUGAAUGGUGUUCGGUCACUGGUAAGGUGUCCAGAAAAUGGUCUUUGAAUGGUGUUCAGUCACUGGUAAGGUGUCAAGACAAUGGUCUUUGAAUGGUGUUCAGUCACUGGUAAGGUGUCGAGACCGUGGCCUUUAAUGGUGUUCAGUCACUGGUAGGGUGUCGAGACAAUGAUAGCAUACGUUAUUGAAGUGCACAUAAAGUUCAGCAAUCAAACACAUUCACAUACAUAAACACAUUUGAAUGAUAACAAACCACUGAUUAAAGUACCUUAGAUCUCAGAAAAGCUUGCCAUGUCAGUUUUGAAAACAUAAAACUGUAACCUCGUAAGAUUUUCAACGGCAUGUAAGGGGCACUGUGGUAACCUAGUGGUUAAAGCGUUCGCUCGUCACGCCGAAGACCC